This is a messenger RNA of Gigantopelta aegis, 4933 nucleotides long. RefSeq lists its product as uncharacterized. The record is from RefSeq and is a predicted model, not a curated record. Gene Ontology annotation, molecular function: carbohydrate binding. The transcript has 7 exons. NCBI's taxonomy places the organism in Eukaryota, Metazoa, Mollusca, Gastropoda, Neomphalida, Peltospiridae. Bases 1 to 981 code for a protein of 326 amino acids.
AUGGCCUCCGGUGGUGAUAAUUAUGACAAAUAUUCCCAACUUUUGAAAUGUAUUAAAUAUGUAAACCCAACCAAGAAGGCGGGCGAGGUUCAGGAACUUGCCGCGGCCGAAUGGAAGUUGCUGAAGGAUGACGAUUCGGCCUUUAGCAGGCGGAUUCUUCAGUUAAAAACAGAGCAGACGUUCCGAUUUGAUGAAAAUGGAAACUGCUCUCUGUUCUGUGACACCGGGUCAGAUACAGGAGGAACACUGGAGUAUGGAAGCAAAGUAUUUGAUAAAAAUGGAAACUGCUCUCUGUUCUGUGACAUCGGGUCCGAUACAGGAGGCACACCGGGACAUGGAAGCAAAGUGUACAUCACUAACAUAAGUAAAGUCGACUGCGGAGUUCUUGAAGUAAAGAAUGGUUCCCUGGUGUCCACCUCCACCUUUGUCGGCAAUCGAGGAACAAUCAAGUGCGACGAACUUUUCCAGUUCUUUGGCAACAACGAUUCAGCGGUAUGUCAAUCAUCUAGAAUGUGGGCAGGACCCGAUGGGCAGUGUCUACAGGUGGAAUGGAGAAAUCAGACUCUUCCGGACGGUGUCGGACAUUAUCUGGCAGUGCUUCCUGAACCAAUACGUGAUGGCUGGGAAACGGUUUUCAAUGGCAUACCAGAGACAAACAAUCAAUUCCAUGUGGAUAUCCGAGACUCGUCAGAUCUUUAUGUAGUAUUUAGUUCGAGGUUACGUAAUCAAAACCUGGUUUUCAACAGUAGGUUUUCUCUUAUAUGGGAAAAAGGAAGCGGUGAAUUUAUCAGACCUGACAUUUUUCCAUUUCAAGUUGGUGUUCUCUUCGAGCUAAGGAUAGCCUACCACAACGGGACGUUUAUGUUUUUUGCCAACGGUGGUUUCAUUUACAACUACACUGCGACGCACCCAGUGGUGAUGGCGUCUGGAGUAUAUAUUGCUUUAGACAUUUUUAUUGAAAGACUAAAAUUUAUAUAUUGAAUAGUCCACACCUUCUAUUGCUAAAUGUUGUUUGUAAGCAGCUCCGAACAAGAGAAAGGACUCGGUAUGUUGUAGCAAUCAAAACGACUCCAGAAAUACAUUUUACCUAGGCCAGUUAAAGCCUAAUAGAUAGAGGAUACUCACCUCGUGUCUUGUGAUAUCAUAAUUUAUCAGCACUCGUUGAUAAAAGUAUGAAAUCCGACACUUGCCGAGGAUUUUUUAUGCUUUUAUGAACGAGUGUUGUUAAAUUAUAUCACAAGACACGAGGGGAUAUUCUUUUUAUCAUUAUUUUCAUUUGCGACAAUUGUAAACAAUGUCAAUAAUGUAGGUUGAAUGUCACUAUAUUUGGCAGCGGUAGACUCGUUAGCUCAUUCAUUCAUGUAUUUAUUCACAUGCUUCCAUACCACGAAGGUUUCAAGCAUGUCUGUCCCGGGGUCGAGUUCUGGAUAGCCAGAGGUCUACUCCGGGACAGAAAAUUUUACGGGAUAAUUUUGAAUUUUACUCAAAAAUAAAAAAUAUAUAUAGGGGGACAAAUUUAACUAUAUAUAAAAGAAAAGAAAAAAAAUUUGAAGGUGUAUUCCAAAAAUUUAUUUAAAAACUAUUAUUAUAUCCAAAAUUUUCCUACACUAAUACAUUUUUCACCAUUUUAAAUGGGCGUUCUAAAUUAAAAUAAUACAACAAACUCUAAGCCCUAUCUGGAACGAGGUUGGAGGUUGUUGAUUGAAGGUUGUCACAGGAGGUUGAUAUUAAAAUAUAAUACUAACAGUAAUUUACCUUUAUGGGGAGAUACCGAGUCCAUUUGAGCUUCAGCGUGGGGGGGGGGGGGGGGGGGGGGGGUGACCAGGGAGAGCGAGGGACGGGGGAAGGCCCCAGACAAUCCUAUAUCUCCCUAAAUCCAAAACGCCUACGCCUAAGCGUCUAACCCCUAAUGUGUUUGGCGUUUUUUAAUUUUUUAAUUGUUAAGGACAAGCCGGCGAAGGAUGGAGUGCAUUAUUGCCAGAUAAUGGACCCCAGCCUAUACAAACCUGAAGCUGACCAAACUAAACUAAAUAAACAUACAUUCACACAUCCAUACAAACUAACAUUUAAAAAUAAUUAAAUAAAAUUUAAAACUGUUAAAACAAGCCGAGAGAAAAUUCUUUAAAAGCGGAUAGAGCGCGAAGCGUUAUAAUCCGCGGACGGCGAAAGACAGCCCUCAGAGGUGAGAAAGCGUGCUAGAACAAAAGCAACUAACGCCAAAGAUGACGCAAACAGUCAAUACAGGCAAAAAUAACCAACCAACAAGCGUAAUUUGAGCUACACCAAUAAUGCCAGCAGCCCCAAUAAAAAUGGAGCCAACUGUACAAAAAAGUAUAGGAUCCAGUAUAUGGGUCCGGACACGACUGAGGAGGACAAACCAUAAACAACAGCCGCGCCCGGCCCCAACAUACGUCUUAACCUUACGUAGAAGAUCCAAAAAUUAAUUAGCAACAAAAACACUGGUUAGUUGGAACAGCAAUACAAAGCAGAAAAAUAGUAAAUUUUAAUCACAACAUAUGUGCCCUAGAUUGAUAAACGAAGGCCACCAGAAGUCUAUCAAUUACUGCUUUAUAACUGUCUAAAGGAUUUAAAAUAUUAUAGGAAUUAAAGAUAAUAUUUUUUGAUUUGAAAAAGUCUUCCAGUUUCUGUCCAAUUAAUUUAUACUUGGUACACUCAAUCAAAAAAUGAUUAACAUUAUCAAUUUUAUUGCAUACCAAGCAGUUGGGUGUAUUGGAUGUCCUGACUUUAAAUUUAGUAUCAUUUAAACCAUAAGAUACACCCAUUCUUAAUCUUGCAAUAAUUUUAGUAGCUUUUACAUUAAAUGAAACUGGACCAGGAGUAGUGACCUUCGGUUUAAUAUAGGAGUGCCACACUCUGGUAUGGUGAUCCCAUUCUAACUGCCACAACUUACCAAAGUGUGGCUCUGCCAGGGAACAUAUCUCAGCGUAGUUGUAACUAGUCGUCACCCCGACCUUGACCUCCUGGAGAGACAUUUUGGCAUUUUCAUCAGCCAGCUCAUUACCGGCUAUCCCCACAUGGGCUGGGACCCAUUCGAGGGUGACCUUUACUCCAAUGGCUACUAACUUGUUUGAAAAUUUAUAAAUUUGUUUAACUAUUUCCGGUCUGACGCCAUUAGAGCCUGAUAUUGCCUGUAAGGAGCUAAGACUGUCCGAGAAAAUCACGUAUCUAUCAGGGCUAUGAUUUCAAUGGCAAUUUUCAAUCCACAUCAACGCACAGAGAAUGGCCAUUAAUUCUGAAGUAUAGACAGAGAUGUUAUCCGUGAGUCUAGCCCUAACAGCCACGGGUCUGUCCUGAAUAUCUUUAUUAUAAAUAACAAAGGCCACCCCUGUCCUGCCUGUAGCUGGAUCCUUGGACCCAUCUGUAUACACAUGUAUAGCAUCCGGGUACAAGUCCCCAACCACAGCGGAAAAAAGAAUUUUUUUAAUAUUAUCAUUUUUAACUUGUAUAAUUUCUUUGCGGAUGUGGUAGCCGACCACGGGGGUACCGAUCUGCCAAGGGAACUCAAAGUUCAGAUUGGCACGACUGAUUGGCAGACCCGCAAUCCCGAAAUCAACUGCAAACUUAUACAAAUAUGAAAUAAUAGAUACGUGUUUAUCUCUAACAGAAGCUAUUUGAAUAGGUUUAAUUUUAUUUAUGGGAGAAUCAGGGACCACACCCAAUUCAGCCAAGACACUCUCAUAUGGGGUACAUACGGUCCCUCCUACUAUAAUUUUGAGGGUUCUACAGUAGAUCCCAUCAAGUUUCUUAAGCUGAUUAUCAGUGGCACACCCAAAGGCAAGGGCCCCAUAUUGGAGUCUGGAUACUAUGAAGGCUUCAAAGAUUAUAAGAAGUGUUUGCCUGUCUGAUCCCCAUGGUGUGCCUGAGAAGACCCGGAUUAAAUUAAUGUAAUAAAUACACCUGUCAGUCACCUCCGCAAUGUGCUCACCGAAUGCAAUGGCAUGGUCGAAAAUAACUCCCAGAAAUUUGACCGACUCGUUAGCUAGCAGAGCGACUGUGGCGUGACGUCACUAAUGAUAGGUUUAGCGUUUAUCUAUCUAUAUCUAUCCGUGUGUGCGUGUGUGUGUGUGAAUACAUUUAAUUAAUAAAAUUGUAAAGCGCUCGCUUGAUGCGCAGUCCGUCUAGGAUCGAUCUCCGUUAAUGGGGCCAAUUGGACGAUUUCUCGUUCCCAUUUACCUUUGUUUCACACCCCAUAGCCGAGGUAUUUUUCGUGCUGGGGUGUUAUUAAACAUUAUUUUCUCGUUCCAGCUAGUGCUCUACAACUGGUGUAACAAAGGUUUUGGUAUGUGUGGGAUACUGCAUACAAAAUACACCUUGCUGCUAAUCGGAAAGAGUAGCCCAUUGCGUGGCGGCAGCUGCUUUUCUCUAUUAAUAUCUGCGUGGUUCUUAAACAUAUGGUUGAUGCCAUAUAACCGUAAUUAAAAUGUGUCGAGUGCGUCGCUGAAAAAAUAUAGUGGGUUUCCUCUUUAUGACUGUAUCAAAAUGGCUUUAUAUGUUGUACUUAGUCUGUGAAAUAUGUCAAGGGUUGUACCCGAUUCUAAUUGAAUGAAUUUUGUGCGACAGUAAACCCAGUAUUAAAGCCUGAACAUGAUGAAUUACAGAAUAGGUGUGCCAUUAAUAUAUUAUGAAAUAACUUUUGUUCGUGGUGAUAUAAUAUUCGUGGAUUAGUACAGACAACAAAUGUAAAAACACAAUGAAAAUAUGUAUACAUGUAAUUCGAACUUUUUUUUCUUUCUUUUUAAACAGUAAAUUAUUAUUUAUGUAAGAAUUAUUUCCCUUUAUGAUUUUUUCUGUGAUGUGUAUGCACGUUUUUUUUUAAUAAUAUAUUUAAUAGACGAUGUGUUGUAUUCGUUACAUCUUCUGAUCGCUUAUCUCUUCACUUGGUGUAUUGACUGAAUAAAACUUGGUCUCUGUA